Messenger RNA from Cladophialophora yegresii CBS 114405, 981 nucleotides. RefSeq lists its product as uncharacterized. The coding region runs from base 1 to 981 and encodes 326 amino acids. The transcript is spliced from 2 exons. The record is from RefSeq and is a predicted model, not a curated record. Lineage: Eukaryota; Fungi; Ascomycota; Eurotiomycetes; Chaetothyriales; Herpotrichiellaceae.
AUGUUGUCUUUCGACACCGUCACCCGACUCAUCGUCGGAAGCGCGGCUGCCGAGCGCAGCGAGAUCAAGCGCCUCGAGCGCAAGUACAAGCAUGUCGAAGCCGACCUCAAGUUGGUCCGAGAGGUGACAAAGGCCUCAACGACAGCGUCAUCCACCCACUCGCGCAAUACCAACAGCAUCCGCUCCGGACUCAUCACCAGCGCAGCUUCACCCACAACCACACAACGCAGUAACGGCGCAGCCUUGUACGAGGCAAAUCUGCAACGCACACAAUCCACCCCAGCGGUCGGCACCGUCCCAGUGGCCGGUCUGGACGAUCUCAAAAGAACAUACUCGGAGCCACGAAUCGGCGUCGCGAUCCCUCUGCCCGAAAUGACCGGCUUUGGGGGUUACCGGCGUGCCGUUGACGCCUCCGCAGAGUGGCAACUGAACCACCUCGAGCAGCGGCUCAAAGUUGACGGCGACAUUAUCGCUGGCUUCCUGGGUGAACACAAUCCACCUGUGGGCAUCGAUCCACAAAUCUGGCAGCAGUACCUGAACACCAAGGUCAAAGUCAGAGCCAAGGUCCACCGCCGGUGGCCCACGAGCAUCGUCACCACCACCGACCGUGCCGCCUCAACUGGGACUAUGUCGUCUACUGAGCCAGGCACGCCCAUCACAGACGCCUCGUCGGAGUACACCGACCCGGUCACGGGGACGAGAGUCGUCCGCGGCUUCACCAUUGGUGAUUCGACCACCAUUUCCAACACCUCCAGCGCGGCGAGCUCGUACAAUAAGAACAAGAGAGGCUUUGGCGGCAACAAUGAGCGAAACGACAAGCAAGGCCUGGUCAGCGCGUACCGCAGGGUCACUACAUCUUGUCGCGAAAUUGGACUGAACGCAGCGGCGCAAGGAUGCGCAAUCUCAUCGGACGAUGAAAAGGACGACGAGGAGUAUGACUCAGAGGACGACGAAGACAGUGAGUGGGAGGACAUGAAAUGA